Erigeron canadensis is the source of this 1574-nucleotide messenger RNA. RefSeq names its product actin-related protein 2. The record is from RefSeq and is a predicted model, not a curated record. The transcript is spliced from 15 exons. Gene Ontology annotation, molecular function: actin filament binding. Gene Ontology annotation, cellular component: Arp2/3 protein complex; actin cortical patch. The coding region runs from base 83 to 1246 and encodes 387 amino acids. NCBI's taxonomy places the organism in Eukaryota, Viridiplantae, Streptophyta, Magnoliopsida, Asterales, Asteraceae. Gene Ontology annotation, biological process: Arp2/3 complex-mediated actin nucleation.
UCCAAUACUCUGAAGAACAAACAAAAAGGAUCCCUCCAUCUUCACCGUCGCUCCUUUUCAUUUAAGGCGCCUGCGGUUAAAAAUGGACAGUAAAAAUGUCAUCGUUUGCGACAAUGGCACCGGUUAUGUCAAGUGCGGUUUUGCGGGGGAGAAUUUCCCUACAUCGGUAUUUCCGUCUGUAGUAGGUAGGCCGAUGUUGAGAUACGAAGAAACGCUUAUGGAACACGAGUUGAAGGAUAUUGUUGUCGGUGAAGCUUGUUUGAACUUAAGGCAUCAACUAGACAUAUCUUAUCCCGUCAACAAUGGCAUUGUGCAAAAGUGGGACGAUAUGGGUCAUGUUUGGGAUCACGCCUUCUAUAAUGAACUCAAGGUGAAUCCAUCAGAAUGUAACAUUUUGCUCACAGAUCCGCCUCUUAAUCCUUCCAGAAACAGGGAGAAGAUGGUCGAGACUAUGUUUGAGAAGUACAAUUUUGCUGGCGUAUUCAUCCAGAUACAAGCUGUUUUAACAUUGUAUGCUCAAGGUUUACUUACUGGAUUAGUCAUUGACGCUGGCGAUGGUGUAACUCAUGUUGUUCCCGUUGUGGAUGGUUACUCAUUCCCUCAUCUUACAAAGCGAAUGAAUGUUGCUGGACGUCACAUAACAUCAUAUCUUGUUGAUUUACUGCUUAGGAGAGGUUAUGCAAUGAAUAAGAGCACUGAUUUUGAGACUGUAAGAGAUAUCAAAGAAAAGCUCUGCUACAUCAGUUAUGAUUACAAAAGGGAAUAUCAACUAGGACUUGAGACCACCAUUCUCGUUAAGAAUUAUACUCUGCCAGAUGGGAGGGUUAUCAAAGUUGGUACUGAACGCUUUCAAGCCCCAGAAGCUCUUUUUACUCCAGAACUGAUAGAUAUUGAAGGGGAUGGAAUUGCUGACAUGGUAUUCCACUGUAUUCAGGAAAUGGAUAUUGACAACCGUAUGAUGCUUUACCAGCAUAUAGUUUUGAGCGGAGGAAGCACAAUGUAUCCAGGAUUACCUAGUAGGCUAGAGAAAGAAAUCUUGGAUCGUUAUCUUGAUGUCGUUUUGAAGGGUAACAAAGUUGGACUGAAGAAAUUGCGGCUUCGCAUUGAAGAUCCUCCUCGAAGGAAGCAUAUGGUGUAUCUCGGGGGCGCGGUACUUGCAGGAAUCAUGAAGGAUGCACCUGAAUUUUGGAUUAGCAAACAGGAUUAUAUGGAAGAGGGAGUUAAUUGCCUUAGCAAGUGUGGUUAGGCAGUAUUUCAACGCGCUAGAGAAAACAUUGAAGCAACGUUUAUUCUACUUAUCACGAGUAUGAAGAGAUAAGAAGCGGAACAUUUGAAGUUGGGGCUUAUGCAUUAAAGAUGUAAAUGCUUGCAGAAAUUAUGGUGCCUUCAUUCCAACUCGGGAGUCUAGCCUUUUUUCUUUAUUGGUUAUGUUGAUAAUUGUCAAUUGGUCAUAGUAUGUUUUGACUACAACCAAGUCCAUAGAUUGGAAGUAACAAUAAUAGUGUUUUAGAAACAUGUUUGUUAGGUAAAAACAUCAGCGAUUCUAAUACACUUCUCAUGUUCUUAGUGAGACA